Messenger RNA from Penicillium canescens, 360 nucleotides. RefSeq lists its product as uncharacterized. The record is from RefSeq and is a predicted model, not a curated record. The coding region runs from base 1 to 360 and encodes 119 amino acids. Lineage: Eukaryota; Fungi; Ascomycota; Eurotiomycetes; Eurotiales; Aspergillaceae. The transcript has a single exon.
AUGAACCAUAACCACAACCACACCCAACCUCGAACCGCCCCAACAACUCCCCAACGCCAAAAACAAUCCUUCGCCGACUACAUCAAAGCCCUAAACAAAGAAUUCGCCCUCGAAAUCCCCGUUCCGGGCAUUGAAUCCCCCUCCGCAAGAGAAGGGAAUACAACACCCCCAUGGCAAAUCUACAAACGGCUCCGUCCGCUUUUUUACAAAGGCUGUGCGAAUGGGUUGCUAGUCGAUUUGAGGGAAUGGGUUGCUGGCCAAGCAUCACCGGCACCGGCAUCGGCGGGGGAGGGAUUGGAUAUGGAUAUGUGCAACGGAGAGGCCAGGAUAAUCCAAGCCCAAGAAACAACGCACGGAUGA